CAAUUAUGAACAACCGGCCAUGUUCGCAAAAAAAUUUUUUCCAUGUGCAGGCUAGGUAAAGGAAUAGCGAUGGAGGAAGAAAUCGAGGAUCRGCAGAGCAAAGGGAAUCAGGGCACGAAUGGGGAUGGGGAACGAAACGAAGGAUCAGCCAGGGAUCGAGAGUCAGCCAAACUAGAAGGAACCCGAGAAGACGGAAAUGACGCCUCAACUGGAGAAAGCUCGGGGAAAGCUGGGGGUAGCAAAAGGGGACCUCAAGAAAACAGGGAAGGGGGAAAUGAUGUGAGAACAAGCCCUCGGAACUCGGCAGGAACCACCCCUAAAAAGACAAAAGUCUCGGAUGCCAGUCGUAAACUGGCAGAGAUAGAAAAGCGGACUGCAGAAUUUAGGGCAAGGCUUAUUGAGCAGAUGAUCGCCGGGGAUGAGGAGGACCCCCAGGGCGCAGGGUUACGUGAGGGACGCAGGACCGGUCAGGACGAGGCCAGGUAUGAGGGGAAGGAUAAUAGCCACAAAGGAACGCCUAGCAAGAAGGGGAAGGACAAGAACGACCCUCUGGCGGAGGGGAUGGAAAAUGCUAUGACCCCGCCUGCCAUCGACAACGGCACUAGCCAACUGCCAGCCUCGCUGAAAGUAACAGGGGCGUGCGACGGACUCUGGAGCAUUAGGGAAAGGGUGCUAGGAUGGUUUGACCCAGAAGGAACGUCGAAAACCAGGGAGAAGCAGAGGGAAAGCAAGGAAGGGGAAGGGACCAGUGCAGUUGGAGAAGCGGGUAGCUCCGAAGGUGGUCUCAAGAGGAUAGUCACCACCCUCACCCGGGCACUAAACAAGAACCAGGGGUAUCUCGCAGAUGCAAAGAAGAAACUCACGUUCGAUGGGGCCAACAUUACGGAGUUUCUAAUAGACUAUGAGAACCUAGCAGCCUUACUUAAAUGGACGGAAGAGGAAAAGAUGGAGCACCUAGGGCAGGACGUGUCGCUAAGCUUGGGAAGGGACAUUAUGGCCAUCGUCGCCUCAAGUGGAUCCUGGAAAGAAACCAGGAAUGAGAUGAUGAGGAAAUACCUGAAGGCAGAGAAAAUGGCAACAGAGGCCGAAUUAGCCGCAGUCCAGAGGAAAAACUAUGCGACUUACAACGAUUUCCUAAGGGCGUUUACGAUAGUGGCUCUGCGAAUUCCCGGGGUAACGGAUCGCAUAAUGAGUAAAUACUUCCUCAGACAGUUCUCCGAGUUUGAUAAGGAUAAGAUUCUGUCAGCAUAUCAGCAGACCAUUAAGUUUGAAUAUACAAGGGAUGUGGAUUUCAGUACGGUAACAGACCUUGCAGAGAAGACAGUGGUAACCGAGACCCUAGCCCUGCUUAAGGAAGGGGAGGUUAUAGACCUGACCGGGAAAACGGGGGAUAAGGUCAAAAAGGGAAUAGAGAGCCUGCAUGAAAGGGUGCACGGGGUUGACAGCAAGAUGGACAUAAUGGAAAGUGCGCUAUUAGUAAUGCAGGCACAGGUGUCCCGACCCGCCCUCCCGCCCCAAGAGGCCGUGGUUCCGACCGCUGUAGCAAACCGGGGAUUUAUAAGGCGGGACCCGGCCAACGAACAAUGCAAGUAUUGCACCAUGAUCGGGCAUUUCGUACGGGCCUGUCCGAGACUUCAUCACGAUAUCGAGCGGCAGAGGUGUAGCAGGUCCCUCAAAGGCGAGAUCCUCGGACCCAGGGGAGAGCGUGUCAAUUGGAACUCGCCAGGAGGGAUGCGGCGAGCCGUCAUUCUCCUGAAUAACUUAGAGAUAGCUGUCGUAGAAGCAGAGCCGAUAGCCGAGAUUGUCUGGGACCAGCCAAGGGGACGGGGACCACAGACCAAUUUUAUCCUAGAAGGCAAUGGGCAGGAUAGGGUAAAUAUCACUACCCGACGGGCUGGCGCGGAAAAGAAGCUCAUCCGAGACACAGUAAUGGAAGAAGCCGCGGGGGCUAGUGCGGAACAGGAGGAAGUUGAGGCCGGGGAACAAGAGAAGGUCUACGCAAAAACGAGGGAAGAAGAACUGGUAGACAAAGCCACGGCGGCAAAAAAUAAGUUCAAAUACCAGAUUCUGAUUCUGACGUUGCCCGAAUUAGAUGACACACUGAGCAAACUCUUGGGCACCAUGGUCUCAAUAUCCUUCCAGACCAUGCUGCAGCCAAGCCCGAGACUGCUCAAGGGCCUCAGGCAGCUAUUGACGCGUAGACGUGUAGAAGUAGAGGAGGCUCCGGAACCACAGGAACAAGGACCCGAGGAGGGAGAGGCGCCACAAGGAGUCUCUAACCUCCAAAGCAUUCCAGGGGGCUUGGAAGACUUGGAAAAAGCCUUUGCCGAUAUUCGUCUGAGUCUAUCGGACCGAGAAGGUGGCGAAGUAAUGAGAGCACCGCCCGACACUAAACUUAGCUUCCACGCACUGCCUGUAGGAAAACUUAAAGUCGAGGUCGGAACCCACCACACCGAUACAUUAGUGGAUGGCAGCGCAAAAAUUACCCUCAUACGACGGGAUUUCGCAACGAUCACGCAGUGCACAGUAAACAAGGAAGUAGCAGGGAGUAUCAGGGGAGCAAGCGGAGAAAUUCCCUUCACUAGGUAUGUUACCAAAUGCGCGGUCAGGGCAGGAAUUCGGGAAUCCAUCUGGUCUUUCCAACGGAUGACCGUCAUGGAAGAAAUGGACCAUGACAUAAUCCUUGGGAGACCUUGGUGCGCCAAUGUARRAAUGAUUGGCAUGCACUUGCAUGAYGRCACGUACAUGGUAGACAUAGAGGAUCCGGUGAYAGGGCGCGGARAACUCCUCCGACUCCUCGGAACUGGAGGGGAYCCUCCCAAGGGUAAACUGGMAACCUGGUCGCCGACGUUUGAAGAAAGUGCACRGAAAGGCACAAUCGCACAGAUGGAAGGUAUGAGAGAAAGAGUAGAAAUCAUGAUUGAGGAAGUCUUUAGCAAGAAGGAGUGGAUCAAGAUGGGUCUACCCCUGAAGAAGAGGAGGCAAGAGGAUGAGGCCCUGGAAGUUAUGGUGGCAGAAAAAGAGUCGGAAGUCGAACUUGGAGCCAGCCUGCCCAAACCAAAGGAAGGCCGGAACGAAACGUUAGAGGUGGUGCUUGAAAUCCCAGAUUUGUUACAACUCGUUAAGGCCAUUAGGUAUCACAAAGUGGGGGUGGACCCCGCAUCGCUUGCUAGAUUUGAGGAUGGGGUCCGAAAGGGUUACUGUCUGAAUGGAAAGGCAUACCUAUUCGGACGGCGAUUUAUCGUAAGGAUCGAUCCUACCAAUGUCGCCGAGGCCCUAAAGAACUACAAGCCUAUAGACCCGACCGUUGGCAGAUGGAUAGGCUUCAUAUGGCAAUUCGACUAUAAGGUCGAGCGGAUUGCGGGGCUUCGAAACAGGGCAGAUGGGCUGAGCAGGGUAUGUAUCACACCAGAAGGAGUAGAGGACGCGAAACCAAUCGACGCCUUCCUGGAGUAUGAAGGAGGGACCCUUGUGGUGGAUAAUGAGAUGGCAGAUCCAGCAAUUACAACAGGUCAGUUGCUGAUUCUGACCUUGGAAAAAGGCGUGCCUCCAGUAGUUGCAGAACUCAGGGAAGGACCAGCCACCACUGUCAGGCGUAAAGAGGAGAAGGACUCAUGGGGAGCAAAAGUAGGGGUCAGAGAAGAGCUAAUGGCGAUGGCCGUGGAAGGGGGACGGGACGCCGUGAUGACAUUGGCCGAAACCUGGGCACAGAAGGAGUGUCAGUACCUAGUGAAUCUCACUCGGGAGGAGCGUGGUACGGAUCAGAACGAACAAGAAUUCUUCCUCAUACAGAUGUACGAGGGCGUCUUCAAAGAAAUCGGUCUGCUGCUUGUAGGGAACAAACAACCUACGGAAGUCAGUCCCAAGGCAAGGGAGGAAGUAGAAAAGUAUGUCCUAAGAAAUGGCCACCUGUUCAAGAGAGAGGAAGGGAUGAUGCCUAGACGCGUCGUUUGUGGGAGGUCUAGGCAGCUGAACGUAAUUCAGGCAAUGCAUGAUGGGCUAGCUGGGGGUCACCGGUCGUCAAAGGGGACACUUGCAAAGAUUGUGCCCCUGUAUUUUUGGUCGGGAAUGGCAGGCAUGGUCGCAACGUACUGUCAGACGUGUCUGAUAUGUCAAGAGACGAGCUCCGUACGGGUUUACGAGCCCCUUAGACCCACUCGGGUACUAGGACCCGGACACCUUGUUCACCUCGAUCUUGCGGUUAUGCCCGUAUCGACGGAUGGGUUUAGAUACAUCUUGGAUGCAAGGGAUAAUCUCAGUGGCUAUGUAGAAGCCGUAACCCUCAAAAAGAAGACGGGGAAAGCAGUGGCCGAUUGGGUGGACGAUUUCUACCUAAGACACCCCUUCGUGCGCAGGUUUAUAGCAGACAAUGGGACAAAAUUUGUUAACCAGGAGGUAUUGAACAGGCUUAAGACACUGUGUGUACCAAUAAAGAUCACUAGACCCUACCACCCGGAGGCAAAUGCACCAGUAGAAAGGGGGUACCGGACCUUGAAAAACACAAUCGCUAAGCUUGCAGCAGACAACUUGGGGAACUGGCCACGGUACCUUAAGCAGGCAGUCUUCUCUGAGAACAUGAUACCAAAGAGAACGACGGGAUGCAUUCCAGUGGAGCUAUGGUAUGGAAGGGAGAUUGACUUCCCAGCGGAGGCCCUCGUCCCUACUUGGAACAGGUUAGACGAUAAUCCGCACUUGACCACGGAGGAGUUAAUCACCGCACGUUGCCAGCAGGUCGCCAGGAAUGAGGAGGCAUUGGAGGAAGUAGUUAACCGUGUAACGGAUAGCCGAAUGAAGGACAAAGCAAGGCGGGACCAGGUCAAGAACAUUCGGAAAGAGCCACUCCAGAAAGAAGUGUUCCCAUACAUGAUCGCUAGGUAUGAAGCUUUGAAGGAGGUUGAUUGGGAGCAUAAUAGUCUUUACGUAUUAACCUGUUACUUCAUUGACCUUGACGAAUACGAUACACGGAUCUACGUGCCAAAGGUUAGGUACAGGGAACGAUGGUACAAUAGUUGUUGGGAACGAGCCGUCGGGAUUGUCCUAGAGGAGAAAAGGAUAUUGGAGAUAGAAGGUAUGCGCGUCACCUUUGACAAGGAUCGCAUUGUCACACAUGAGCUGAACUUCUACAUCUUGGACAAGUGUCCUUUCGACGCGGUCAUUGGCUUGGGCUGGUUAAAGCUGGAGCAGCGACCUGUCACCGCCCCCGACGCCAACUCUUCCAACACCUCCGAUCGCCUCGAAGCAUUGGAGAUGGACGUCGGCUCCCUCAAGGACGACGUGCAGUUACAGCAGACCGCAACGCAACAGUUGGAACAACGGAUCUGCACUGCCGCCAACCCCUCGAGUUCGGAACCGCGCGAGACAACUCCAAAGUUUGACGGGCAGGAGAUCUUCUGCGACUCGAUGAAGACAGAUCCGAUUCCAUGGCUCCGCAAGUUCGAGCUCACGCUGCAGCUACACAACGUCAAAGAACACAAGCACCACGCAUACUUAUACUCCCGCUCGGGGGGCGCGUGCCAGGCUUGGUUGGACAAUCUCUUGUCCAAGUACGGAGUGGUAGCUGGUGACUUGCACACCAAGAUCAGCUGGGAUGAUCUGAAGGCAGCAUGGCACAAGUGGUUCCAAGUCGAGCCGCCCGAGAUCAAGGCUAUGGACAAGCUCAUGGUCUUCGAGCAAGGCACGCUGCCGAGUACCGACUGGAUUGCCGAGUACCAACGCUUGACAUCAGUCCCAGACAUCCAAAUGGGCUUCAAAGCCAUCCGCCACUAUUUCAUCUCAAGGUCCUGUCCGACAUUAAGCAAUGCCCUGACUCAUGUCGAGGACACCUUGACGACUACGGCGAAACUUUUUGACAAGGCCGCGCAGAUUAUCAUUACGAACAAGGAGGCUAAGAUCCUGCGUUCGUCUGCGUCAGGCCCGAGCAGGGACCAACAUAGGCCAAGAGUGGUCGUGGAGCUCAUUGAGAGUGUCAUCCCUUUUGACGUGCUUCUUGACCGUAAUCGACGGACCUUGAGGACUGCUGCAACUGCGCUGGUGUGUUCCCAGCCAGCGGAUCUGAGAAGUGGAAGAUUUAUGCACAGCGCUGGAAUAGCUCUUGCAUCUUUAAGCCGUUGUGAAGAUGCCCUCGCCAGAGAGCUCCUGCUUACCACCCCGUAUGUUCCUGGAAUGGAGGUCACUCUGUCAGGUCGGUUGAAGAGUCUUUAUAGUGUGCACUGUAAGUGCAACCUUACGGCUCAACAGUACAGCUUCAUACUAGUGUGCCGUGUUAAACUGUAAAUGUCAUUUGGGCAUCACAAGUGGUUAAUGGGAACCCCACUUUUCAGCUCUUGGGUAACGGGCCAAACCUCAAAAGU
Messenger RNA from Chara braunii, 6350 nucleotides. The record is from the annotation of a GenBank genome assembly. Lineage: Eukaryota; Viridiplantae; Streptophyta; Charophyceae; Charales; Characeae.